GCUUGUGGUGGGAGGAGGUCCUCUCGGCUUUGCCCUUUACGGGAGACGACUUUGAGCCCUCAAAGUCCCAAUUGCAACCUGCUAUCGGGGGAGGCAACUUUCCGUGUCCGCUCCAUUCUGCACCAAUAUCCGGUGGUCUUGCGCCACGGCGCAUGGACGGUGUGUAUCGAGGGGGCUUGUAUUCGAUCCUCGCUUCGUGUAGCUGUUGAGGAGCAGCCUGCAUCGCUUGUGCACGCCACUCUGAGGGAACCAUAUCUGGUCAAAGUAUUCGGUGCUGCUGUCACCCAUCCGGACCGUCCGGCUAUAAAUAGCGCUGCUGGAGGUGCAUCAUGUCGGUGUUGAGGAAGGAGAUGGACAAAUACAGAGACAUCGAUGAGGACGAGCUGCUCAUGAAGCUCUCCGAGGAGGAGCUGCAGCGGUUAGAAGAUGAACUGGAGGAGCUGGACCCUGAUAAUGCACUGUUACCUGCCGGGAUGCGUCAGAAGGACCAGACUAAGAAAGCGCCCACAGGAACGUUCCAGAGAGACGACCUGUUGGCCCACCUGGAGAAGCAAGCCAAAGAACAUCCAGACAGGGAAGACUUGGUGCCCUUCACUGGGGAAAAGCGAGGGAAGGCCUGGGUGCCGAAAAAGAUGGUGGACCCCAUUAUGGAGAAUGUGACCCUUGAGCCUGAGCUUGAAGAAGCACUGGCCAGUGCUACUGAUGCUGAACUUUGCGAUAUAGCAGCUAUCCUGGGUAUGCACACCCUGAUGAGUAACCAGCAGUACUAUGAAGCUCUGGCAAGCAGCACUAUAGUCAACAAGCAAGGACUUAACAGUGUGAUCCAGUCCACCCAGUACAAACCAGUUCCCGAUGAGGAGCCCAAUUCAACGGACGUAGAGGAAACCCUCAUAAGAAUGAAAAGGAAUGACCCUGAGCUUGUGGAGGUCAACCUCAACAACAUUAAGAAUAUCCCCAUCCCGACUUUAAAGGCAUACUCUCAGGCUCUGAUAGAAAACGCAGUGGUGGAGCGGUUCAGUAUCGUUGGAACCAGAAGCAAUGACCCCGUAGCGUUUGCCUUGGCGGAGAUGCUCAAGGUUAACACAACCCUGAAGAGCCUGAAUGUUGAGUCAAACUUUAUAACAGGGGCUGGAAUCCUUGCCCUCGUUGAGUCACUGCAGUACAACACGACAUUACUGGAGCUCAAGAUUGAUAAUCAGAGCCAGCCAUUAGGCAAUAAAGUGGAGAUGGAGAUAGCAAGCAUGUUGGAGAAAAACACCACAUUGCUGAAGUUCGGCUACCAUUUCACCCAGCAGGGCCCGCGUCUCCGAGGCUCCAACGCCAUGAUGAACAACAAUGACCUUGCCCGGGUUGUCAGGUCCGAGUCCGAUGGCUCCUUUACGCUCACUUUGUCCGUCCCUGAGCUGGAACGGGCCUUUGGGAAAAAGUUCAAGUCAAAGACUAAUAAGAAAGAGAAGGCUUGAAGGAGGACCCAUCCUCCCCAAGUGUCGGACAAAUGUGUAAGAAGCACUCUUCCCCUGCCUCGCAUCCCUCCACCCCCCGUUUUUGCCUUUUUGAAAAGUCCUCCCCAUCUCUAUAUGACUUCCAUUCGACCUCAAAGGGUCCGACGACGGUUUCUCCGGAUGACCUUGCACAUCAUCUCUGACAUGCAAGUGCGAUUCAGGGUUCAGAGAAAACUUUUUUGGGACUUUUUAAAAAAAAAAAGAUUGUUAGAGGAUAUAAAUGGUGUGAUCAACAAUAUCUGCCAGAAAAUCCAGUGCAUGUAAAAGGAGAAAUAAUUGUUCUUUGAAUGUUUAUGUGCUGGGAUGUUUGAAUUGUGCAAACUAGUAACCAUACAGUGCUGCCAUCUAGAGGCUUUUAUUAGCAACUGUAGCGCCUUGACGUCUUGGACUGUUUUCUAAAUGAUGGCUCUUUUGACAAUCCUGUUUCUACCGUUGUAUAUUGUUAUUAAUAUUAUUCAUGCGUGGUAAGUGACAUGGUUGCUUAUCCACAUGUUCCUCUUCAAUCAGCAUCAGACUGGUAUUUAGAUCCCAAGCAUCAAACACUCCAAAAAAAAUAAAGCGCUAUAGAUGCGUCAAAUAUUCCAUGUUCACCUGGUCGUGAACUUAUCCGAAUUAUGAUUAUUGUUAUCAUGAUUGUCAAACAUAAACUUACCGUCAUACUACAUCCCAAUAGUGGUCUAAUUUGGAGUUGAAUGGUUCAUUUUUAGCCUCACAAUUGAGACUUUCUGGUUUGAAAUCUUGGCUCAGGGUGGCUUUGUGUGCUUGUGCGACCACUCUAAAUUGGAGCUUCACAUAAUAUUAAUGCUUAUUAUUUCAUGAACAAUCUGACAAUUCUUACACUAUGAUUAAUUUGUGGGUGAUACACAAAAUGUAUACUUAAAUUACAUUCAAGCCUUAAAGCUGGGACGGUUACCAAAAAUAUAUGACAGAGCACAGAUUUUCCUACAAUAUUAUCCAAGUCCUGUUUGUUGUUAUUGUUUAUUCAAGUUAAAUCUUGAACUUUAAAAUGAGAUGCCUGGCAGAUGAUCACAGGCACACACAAACCUCUACAGCUAAGUUUAGAGUGUUUCACUAAAAGACAUUUUUGGCCGCAGCAUAAACAUGAAAUUCUGAUCAGGCAGAUACAUUUAAUUGAGGUAAAGUUUAAAUAGAUAAAGUUCAAACAAGCUUUGAAGCAGAUGCAGAUGAGGCUUUAAUUGGACCCUUUGGACAUUUUAAGUGUGUCAUUGCACUGAACCUGGUUUGAUGUUCUUUUUACCAAACAUUGUCUUUGAUUACUAACUAGAUACCACCAGCACGCGCUUCAAUGUGGAGCAUUUGGCAGCAUUUAUACUAGAAGGAGGAGGGAAACGCAGCUGCUAUCUAGUCAGGGUCAGGAACAAAUAGCUUGCUUGCUGAAAUUAAAAUGAAAUAUUUAUUGCUAUUUGAAGGAUCUGGAGAAAUGGGCAGCUGAUGUCAUUUACAACAAAUGUUAAUUAUGGACGGUGUAAACAUGAUUCGGUGACAUUUGCGGCCUUGUGUGUCCACUUGUCUCCAUUUUAUUUUGAUUAGCGUUUGAUGAAGAGUUUUUGUUAGCUAGUUCACAUUUAGUGUGGAUGGUGGUAUGUGAAAUAAAUGUGCCUUGAAAUUAAA
Molecule: messenger RNA, 3134 nt
Organism: Syngnathus typhle (broad-nosed pipefish)
Lineage: Eukaryota; Metazoa; Chordata; Actinopteri; Syngnathiformes; Syngnathidae
Gene: tmod1
Product: tropomodulin 1
Exons: 11
Coding region: 330-1463 (377 amino acids)
Biological process (GO): muscle contraction; myofibril assembly; pointed-end actin filament capping
Cellular component (GO): myofibril; striated muscle thin filament
Molecular function (GO): tropomyosin binding
Source: RefSeq, a predicted model, not a curated record